GAAGCUGCCGAGGACGCUACUAUCGAGCCUGACUGUGCCAUUUGCAACAGCCCGCUCCGCCAUCAUGCGCUGGCCCUGCUACAAGUCGCGGUCGUCUCGAGGAUGGUUGUUUGUGGUCUGGUCUUGAGCAUUGAUCCCCCGCUGUCCAAUCUACGACCACACACGAUUGCAUCACAAGCUCAUCUAUCGGCACCUGCUGGAGGUCUAGGAAGAAGCAGGACGGCGCGGACAGGGCCAGGAGAGACGCUUCGCUCAAUCGGCAGCCCUCCCUUGUCCUAAUGACGACCAAAUUCCAGGAACAGCCGCAGACCAAGUCAAUCUCGACACUCGGCGGCUUCAUCAGCGGUGGCCUGGCAGCAUGUAUCGGUGUCACUGUCACAAACCCACUCGAAGUCGUCAAGACGCGGCUACAGCUACAAGGUGAGCUCGUCAAGACACCAAAGAACCGUGUCUACACGGGUGUCUUCCAAGCGUUAGGUGUCAUCUACAAGAUGGAAGGCGUUCGUGGGCUACAACGUGGUCUACUGACGGCGUACAGCUAUCAGAUUGCCCUCAAUGGCUGCCGCUUAGGCUUUUAUGAGCCUCUACGGAAGAACAUCACCGAGACCUUCUAUGGCGAUCCAACAAUCAAUGUAACAGGCAUCAACGUGGCGUGUGGUGCGCUUUCAGGGAUCAUGGGAGGUGUCAUUGGCAGUCCUUUCUUCCUCGUAAAGACGAGAAUGCAAUCGUACAGUCCAGUCUUUGCCGUGGGCACACAACAUCACUACAAGGGCAAUAUCGAUGCCUUUCGCAAGAUUAUUGCCGAGAGUGGUGCGCGUGGUCUGAUGAAGGGUGCUGAUGCGGCUGUCCUGAGAACAGGUGCUGGAUCGAGUGUCCAGCUCCCUAUCUAUAAUGCCUCGAAACGGUUCAUCCAAAAGCAUGAUUUGAUCAGCGAGGGCCCUCGCAUGCAUCUGGCUGCCUCGGCUGUCUCUGGCUUUGGCGUAUGCUGCGUAAUGGUAUGUUCCUGUCCUCUGUGAACUUCAUCUGACUAUACAGCAUGUCUUCGACACAGUCUUGACCCGGUCAUACAACCAACAAGGGCAGCAACUGUACAAGGGUCCAUUCGACGCUUUGCAAAAGAUCAUUCGCAC
Protomyces lactucae-debilis is the source of this 1130-nucleotide messenger RNA. Its product is annotated as mitochondrial carrier domain-containing protein. The transcript has a single exon. The record is from RefSeq and is a predicted model, not a curated record. Lineage: Eukaryota; Fungi; Ascomycota; Taphrinomycetes; Taphrinales; Protomycetaceae. Bases 279 to 1016 code for a protein of 245 amino acids.